Nicotiana tabacum (common tobacco) is the source of this 1521-nucleotide messenger RNA. The record is from RefSeq and is a predicted model, not a curated record. NCBI's taxonomy places the organism in Eukaryota, Viridiplantae, Streptophyta, Magnoliopsida, Solanales, Solanaceae.
GUUGCAAGUUGGGGUGCUUACUUGCUCUCUCGAAACAUCCUACCAAUUUCAUUUGCGCCAAAAGACACACAUGAAGCUCAAGUUCAAUUUGCCCUUGAGCGAGGAGUUCCGGCAUUGAUUGGUAUUUUAGCUACUAAAAGGCUGCCUUACCCUGCAAGAGCUUUUGAUAUGGCGCAUUGUUCUCGCUGCCUCAUCCCUUGGGGACGAUAUGAUGGGCUGUAUUUAAUUGAAGUUGAUCGAAUUUUACGUCCUGGUGGGUACUGGAUUCUUUCUGGACCACCUAUAAACUGGGAAAAUCACUGGAAGGGCUGGAAUAGAACAGCCGAAGAUUUGAAAGCAGAGCAGGAUCAAAUUGAGAGCGUUGCGAGAAGCCUAUGCUGGAAGAAAGUAACUCAGAAAGGCGAACUAGCAAUUUGGCAGAAGCCUACUAAUCAUAUGCAUUGCAAAAUUAACCGGAAGGUCUUCAGGAAGCCACCCUUUUGCCAGGAACAAGAUCCAGACAAAGCAUGGUACACCAAGAUUGAUGCUUGUUUAAAUCCCCUUCCUGAAGUGUCUAAUGUUAGAGAUAUUGCUGGAGGGCCACUGGCGAAUUGGCCGGAAAGAUUGACUGCCGUCCCUCCUAGGAUUGCUAGUGGAAGUAUUGAGGGAGUUACUGCAGAGGGCUUCUCUAAAGACACAGAAUUGUGGAAGAAGAGAGUCGCCCACUACAAGGCCCUGGACUUCCAAUUAGCAGAACGUGGAAGGUACCGUAACAUACUUGACAUGAAUGCUUGGUUGGGAGGAUUUGCAGCUGCACUUGUUGAUGAUCCAGUUUGGGUCAUGAAUGUCGUCCCUGUUGAGGCUGAAGUCAACACCCUCGGAGUUAUCUAUGAACGUGGUUUGAUUGGGACAUACCAAAGCUGGUGCGAAGCCAUGUCUACGUAUCCUAGAACUUAUGACUUCAUACAUGCUGAUUCUGUUUUCAGCCUCUACCAGGACAGAUGUGAAAUGGAAGAUAUAUUAUUGGAAAUGGACAGAAUAUUAAGGCCACAAGGCAGUGUAAUUUUCCGAGACGACGUAGAUGUUUUGGUAAAUGUGAAGAGCAUAAUAGAUGGACUACAAUGGGAUAGCAGGAUGGUUGAUCAUGAAGGCGGUCCUCAUGUUAGGGAAAAGCUUCUAAUUGCUACUAAGCAGUAUUGGACAGCACCAGCCCCUGACCAAGAUAAACAACUUUCAUAGGCAUCAAUGAAUCUUCUAAGUAUAGUAGUAUUACAAUCUGGCCAAUUCUUUACUUCCUUUGUUGAUAAAUUUUGUUUGUUCAAUGGGCUCUUGUGAUUUUUCAUUGACCUCUCUAUCUUUUUUUGCUUCAAAAUAAACAAGAGGAUACUGAGGUUUUCCCCUGAGAUUAGUCUUUUACUAUUUGAGGUUCGAACAGGGCUUGUAAGAUUUUACUCCCCUACACUUUAACAUUUUGAAAUGCAAAAUUUGGUACAGAGACAAAUUUGGUCUAACAGCUUGUUUGGAUGGUUGUUACAUGUUGUA